AUGAGGAGGCGGAAUGUAGAUAAUAGGAAGCUAUUAAAAGUAAUAGUAAAUUUAGAUUUUGGCAGAGUCUCCUUUAAACUGCAACUACCAGCUCCUAAAAUGUCAGUGCUGUCAAGAAUAUCCAAUAUUUAUUCCAAGUCUGGUUCAAGACAGUAUCCAGAUGAAUUGGAUAUGAUAGAAACAAACCUCUACCUCAGUGGUGAGGCAGAAGCCAGGAAUGUUGAAACUCUUAAAAAAUACAAAAUUACUCACAUACUCACUAUCAAUGAUUUCCCUUUAAGUGCUACCGUAAAAAGUGCCCUGGAAUAUCUUCAAAUAAAGUAUAUCAGGCUUCCAGACUUAAGUUCUUCAGACUUACUAUCUUAUUUCGACGAGACCUAUGAAUUUAUUAGAGAGGGUGUUGCCAAAGGAGCUGUUCUUGUGCAUUGUCAAAUGGGUGUAUCCAGAAGUGCCUCAGUUGUUAUAGCCUAUAUUAUGAAGAAAUAUAAUUUAACAUACAGGGAAGCUUUGGACAAAGUAAAAAUGAAAAGAUGCGUAUUUCCUAACCCAGGAUUUGUAUCCCAAUUGCAAAGCUAUCGAGACAUGGGAUACACCACUAUUAGAAGAUAUGAUCCUAGACUUGCACGAUACAUGAUGAGAUGA
Molecule: messenger RNA, 642 nt
Organism: Diabrotica balteata
Lineage: Eukaryota; Metazoa; Arthropoda; Insecta; Coleoptera; Chrysomelidae
Source: the annotation of a GenBank genome assembly